Messenger RNA from Rhagoletis zephyria (snowberry fruit fly), 1676 nucleotides. It is a transcript of the gene ppk24, whose product is annotated as pickpocket 24. Gene Ontology annotation, biological process: sodium ion transmembrane transport. Gene Ontology annotation, molecular function: ligand-gated sodium channel activity. Lineage: Eukaryota; Metazoa; Arthropoda; Insecta; Diptera; Tephritidae. The record is from RefSeq and is a predicted model, not a curated record. Gene Ontology annotation, cellular component: plasma membrane.
AUGUCAAUGCAGCAACGACAUAGAGCGCGCCAUGAAGCGCAACUUACAACGGAUCUACCAUUUAUGCUUGGUCGCGCACCUUGGUGGCAGCCGACAGCGCCUGCGGGCCGACGUCAACACAAACGAAAGAUCGCAUUUACCGAGGCGUUGAAGGAUUUCCUGCAGAAUGUAUCCUUUCAUUGUUACAACAAAUUAGUUGAGCCGCGACGGCGUUUUCACGAACGUUUUUUUUGGACUAUUUUCCACAUUACAACGCUGAGCGUUCUGGUUGCAUUCCUUUGCAAAAUACAAAUAUUUGAGGGACAACUCUUGAGUACCGUUAUGUAUGAUGCAUUGUUUCCCAUCAGCAAAGUUCCCUUCCCCACCAUUUCGAUUUGUUCGCUGAAUCGCAUUUCGAAUGCCUCGGUUAAUAGAUAUGCUGAGAAGCUUAACAUGAAAGAUCCACAAAAGCGCGGCGUCAAUUACUUUUAUAAUCAGAUAAAGAAAUUAAGUCGCCCAUAUUCUAGAGAAGAUAUAAAUGACGACGAUUAUGAAGAAUUCUUAGAAUUUCAAAACUUUUUGGAUAUAUACGAUACCACGGACGCGGAGAGUUUUUAUGACACCAGAGAUCGCAUGAAAGAGUUAACUCCAAAUUGUAAGAAUCUAUUCGUGCGUUGUCGCUUGGCUGGCGAGGACAUUGAUUGCGCAACGAAGUUUACAGAAACACUGACAGCGAGUGGAUUUUGCUGCUCCUUCAAUGCUGAUGGCUUGUAUGCAAAACCACGUCCUACAAGGCUUAGUCUUUUUACGGCAUCUAAAGGUUUAGUACUUUUACUAAAUGCUUCAAGCAGUGAUGACUUUUUCAAGGAAUCGAUUUCUUCCGGUUUUAUGUUUUAUAUAUAUCCACAUGGAAAUUAUGCAGAUACUUCGAGUGGUUCGAUAAGAGAACGUUUCACACCAACUGGUGUGCACACAUACAUUUCAAUAGAGCCGAGCAUUAUGCAAACCGUUCACGAAGCGCGUAUUCUACCACCGACAGCACGAAAAUGUUUAUUUGAAGAUGAGCGACCUCGUAUCUAUGGCAAAAAGUAUAGCCACAAUAAAUGCAUUACACGUUGUCGCAUGAAUAGCAUGUUGGCAAUAUGUAAUUGUCUCUUGUUCACUUAUCCGGAGGAAUUGCUUGACGUGGAUAGAGAGUUUGUUUACUGUACUCUGCGGCAUAAGCCUUGUUUGGAACGUUAUUAUUUUAAAUGGUCCAACGUUAUUACCGAACGCGCAUACAUCCCUGGACUGGAACUUGAAAUGGAGGACGCUUUAUAUUGUCCGCAGUGUUUGCCUUUGUGUUCGUCAGUGCGUUACGCCAUCCAUACCAAUGAAUUGCCUUUAGUAAAUUAUUACACACAUACCUUUCCAGAAAUAUUUCAUUUAAAUGUAUCGAAUCUCGCAUUGGUGGAGGUUUUCUUCGGCACCCCGCAUAUUCAAUUCUUUAGGCGUUUACUGAAGGAUAGCUGGUUCGAAGUACUAGGUUUAAUUGGCAAUCUAGCCAGCAUUGUUACAGGCUUCUCUUUGGUGGGCAUUUGUGAGGUUUUUUAUUUUUUCGGCCGCCAGUUGUUUAUGGUCUUAAAGAGUGAAAUGAUUUCGGAUCGAAGGGGCAAAAAGAAAAAACCUGAAACACCUUUGCUGAUUUUGCCAUGAAC